CAAACAUCUGUACUCUUCCUGAACUUUCAAAACUCCAUCUCAACUCCCUUCCAUUUCCGAAUUCUCUAUCAAAAGGCAGAAAACAACCUACACUCUCUCACUCACACAUUUCUCCUUCUGCCAGUUUACACACACUCACACACUGAAAUAAAAGAACCAAGGUCAGAAUAUAGGCAUGGCGGAAACAGAGACGUUCGCAUUUCAAGCGGAGAUUAACCAGCUGCUGAGUCUCAUCAUCAAUACUUUUUACAGUAACAAAGAGAUCUUCCUUCGUGAGCUCAUCAGCAAUGCUUCCGAUGCUUUGGAUAAGAUUCGAUUUGAGAGCUUGACGGACAAGAGCAAACUAGAUUCACAGCCGGAGCUCUUUAUUCGGAUUGUACCGGAUAAAGUUAACAAAACUCUGUCCAUUAUAGACAGCGGAGUUGGAAUGACCAAAUCAGAGUUGGUGAACAAUUUGGGGACAAUUGCGAGGUCUGGGACAAAGGAGUUCAUGGAGGCAUUGCAGGCUGGGGUUGAUGUUAGCAUGAUUGGACAGUUCGGCGUAGGUUUUUACUCAGCCUACCUUGUUGCUGAAAAGGUCGUCGUCACUACCAAACAUAAUGAUGAUGAACAGUAUGUUUGGGAAUCGCAAGCUGGUGGAUCUUUCACUGUGUCCAGGGAUACUAAUGGAGAACCACUGGGUAGGGGUACCAAAGUCACUCUCUACCUCAAGGAUGAUCAGUUGGAAUACCUGGAGGAGAAGAGGAUCAAAGAACUUGUUAGAAAGCAUUCUGAAUUUAUUAGCUAUCCAAUAUAUCUGUUGGUUGAGAAGACCACUGAGAAAGAAGUCAGUGAUGAUGAAGAUGAUGACACCAUGAAGGAAGAGGAGGGAAAAGUUGAAGAUGUUGACAAUGAGAGAGACGAAGAAGAAAGGAAGAAAACAAAGAAGAUUAAGCAGGUGACACAUGAGUGGGAGGUCAUUAACAAGCAGAAACCUAUAUGGCUUCGCCAGCCUGAAGAAAUCACGAAGGAGGAGUAUGCUGCGUUCUAUAAGAGUCUAACAAAUGAUUGGGAAGAUCACCUAGCGGUGAAGCACUUCUCUGUGGAAGGGCAAUUAGAGUUCAAAGCUAUACUCUUUGUCCCUAGGAGGGCUCCCUUUGAUCUCUUUGAUACGAGGAAAAAGCCGAACAACAUUAAGCUUUAUGUGAGGAGGGUCUUCAUCAUGGACAAUUGUGAGGAGUUGAUUCCUGAAUACCUUGGAUUUAUCAAAGGCGUAGUUGAUUCGGAUGACCUCCCACUAAAUAUAUCCCGUGAGACUCUUCAACAGAACAAAAUCUUGAAGGUUAUUCGGAAGAAUCUUGUUAAGAAGUGUAUUGAGAUGUUCUUUGAAAUUGCUGAGAACAAAGAGGACUACAGUAAAUUUUAUGAUGCCUUCUCUAAGAACCUCAAGCUAGGUGUCCAUGAAGACGCCCAAAACAGGGCAAAGCUAGCAGAUCUUCUGAGGUACUACUCUACAAAGAGUGGCGACGAGAUGACCAGUCUGAAGGACUAUGUGACAAGGAUGAAGGAGGGGCAACAGGAUAUAUACUAUAUCACUGGUGAGAGCAAGAAAGCUGUUGAGAACUCUCCUUUCCUGGAAAAGCUUAAGAGGAAAGGAUACGAAGUGCUUUUUAUGGUUGAUGCGAUUGAUGAAUACGUGGUUUCACAAUUAAGGGAAUACGAUGGGAAGAAGCUCAUUUCUGCAACAAAGGAAGGGCUGAAGCUCGAAGAGUCAGAGGAAGAGAAAGCUGCAAAGGAAGAAAAGAAGAAGUCCUUUGAGAACCUGUGUAAAGUAAUGAAGGACAUUCUUGGGGAUAAGGUUGAGAAAGUUGUCGUAUCUGAUAGGAUUGUCGAUUCUCCCUGUGUUUUAGUAACCGGUGAGUAUGGCUGGACCGCUAACAUGGAAAGGAUCAUGAAGGCGCAGGCGUUAAGGGAUACCAGCAUGAGUAAUUACAUGUCGAGCAAGAAGACAAUGGAGAUCAAUCCAGAUAAUGGCAUCAUGGAGGAACUCAGGAAGAGGGCGGAUAGAGAUUCAAAUGACAAAUCAGUGAAAGACCUGGUGUUGCUCCUUUACGAGACAGCUCUAUUGACAUCUGGUUUUAGCCUUGACGAUCCAAACCAAUUCGGGGGAAGAAUUCAUAGAAUGUUGAAGCUAGGCCUUAACAUUGAAGAUGGCACCGGAGAGAAUGAAGACACUGGGAUGAGUGCAUUGGAGGAAACCAAUGAAGAGAGCAAAAUGGAGGAGGUUGACUGAAAAGAGAAAAUUCCCGAGGCGCUACUAGUAAAAAUAGCAGAAUAUGACUAAUAAAACAUCAGUACUGAUGGUUAAUGUUGCUGCUAGAAGUAUCAUUGUAAAUUUUUGAAGGAAAGGUGUGUGUUUGUAGUUUUGAUGGUCAAAGUUUUCGCUUUGCUAGUAGAUAUUGAACUCUGUCCCAAGCUGAGUUUUAUGUUGGCCAGGUGCAUACUUUAAACAUCCUGGUAUUGAAACAUAACUUAGGCCUUGGCAAGUGUUCCGUCCAGUCCUAAUCAGAGGUAGAAAUUUGAACUAAUUUGCUA
Oldenlandia corymbosa var. corymbosa is the source of this 2574-nucleotide messenger RNA. The record is from the annotation of a GenBank genome assembly. NCBI's taxonomy places the organism in Eukaryota, Viridiplantae, Streptophyta, Magnoliopsida, Gentianales, Rubiaceae.